Molecule: messenger RNA, 1265 nt
Organism: Polyodon spathula (Mississippi paddlefish)
Lineage: Eukaryota; Metazoa; Chordata; Actinopteri; Acipenseriformes; Polyodontidae
Product: class I histocompatibility antigen, F10 alpha chain-like
Exons: 6
Coding region: 156-1148 (330 amino acids)
Biological process (GO): immune response
Cellular component (GO): external side of plasma membrane
Source: RefSeq, a predicted model, not a curated record
AAGCUGCUUCCGUGGUACUUCACAGAAAUGUCACCGUACGUUUACAGGGCUUUGUGAAGCCCCGUUGUGAGGGCCAGAGAAACGGAAAGUGGUAAAAUAAGGCAAUGAAAUAAAUUACUUCGACGCGGUUUUCGGCUGGACAUAAUAUAUCCAUCAUGUGGUUCAUUAUUGUGUCGUUUUUGUGUAAUUUUGAGACGGCUAGCCCCGAAACCCACACACUGAGAUAUAUCUACACGGCCAUGUCCAAACCCCAGGAUGGGUUUCCUGAAUUCAUAGCCAUGGGUCUGCUGGAUGACAUGCAGAUUGAUUACUACGACAGCAUCAGUCAGGUGAAAGAGCCCAAGCAGACCUGGAUGAAGGAAAACAUGGAACCGGAUUACUGGAAUAAAGGAACGAAGUCUCGCAAGAGCAAGGAGCAGUGGUUCAAAGUCAACGUCAGGAUUUUGGAGAGAAGGUUAAACGAAACACAAAGCCCACACGUUCUGCAGUGGAUGCACGGCUGUACGCUGGAUGAGGACAACAAUAAAGAGGUGCAGGGGUACGACCAGUACAGCUACGAUGGGAAGGACUUCCUGUCCUUUGACAAGAAUGACCUGCAGUGGGUGGCCCCCAUGCAGCCAGCCGUCGCGACCAAACAAAAAUGGGACAACGAGAAAAUUCUGAACCAAUACACCAAGGGCUACCUGGAGAACGAGUGCAUAUCCUGGCUUAAGAAGUUCCUGGGCUACGGAGAAAGGGUUAUCUAUCGCUCUGACAGGCCUGCAGUAACAGUUUUUGCGAAGCCAGUCAAAGACAAAAAAAAACUAACUCUCACCUGCAUGGCUACGGGCUUCUAUCCCAAGACAAUCCACAUUCACUGGAACAAGGACAGGCAGAGGCUUGGUGAGGAGAGGAAUUCCGCUUGGGCCCUGCCUAACAACGACAACACCUUCCAGCUGAGAUCGAGUUUGGAGAUCGACCCAGAGGAGAGAAAGGGAUACUCCUGUGAAGUGCUGCACGGCAGCUUACCAGAACCGCUCUUUACCGACUGGGAUGGAGUCGUUCCUGGUGAAGGGAUCUCGAUUGUGAUUGUGAUUGUGGUUGGGAUUCUGAUUGCUCUUGCCAUUGCAGUGGUCGGCUUCUUUAUCAAGAUGAAGAUAUCUGCUUGAAUCCACCACCUUCUCUCCUUCCUCAUCCACAAAGGACCUUAGUGUCACCCUUGACCCCUCCCUCUCCUUCUCCCAGCUAGGGAUGCAUCGAAUCCAAGUUUUUGGGAUUUGGCCGAA